Rhodotorula graminis WP1 is the source of this 2076-nucleotide messenger RNA. RefSeq lists its product as uncharacterized. Lineage: Eukaryota; Fungi; Basidiomycota; Microbotryomycetes; Sporidiobolales; Sporidiobolaceae. The transcript is spliced from 4 exons. Bases 1 to 1863 code for a protein of 620 amino acids. The record is from RefSeq and is a predicted model, not a curated record.
AUGCCAGCCAAGGAGACGCUCCGCCCCGUGACCGCCUUUGCCGCCCUCGACGCUCGCCUGCCGCCUCCUCCUCGUCCGGCCGCCGUCAUCGCCGCCAGCACCGCCCCGUCGUCGCGCACCUCGACUCGCACUCUAGCAGGCCCUGAGCCCUCCACGAGCCGCGACACACACCCUCUACACCCCCAAGGCGAGCCCGCACAGGUCGGCGAGCCAGCUCUCCUUCCCCUGCGCAGCUUUGCCCCGGGUCCCUCUGCUCCUUCAGCCUCUCGAGCUGCCGCGCGACGACCUCAAGCCCGAGCACAACCCGCCCCAUCUCGCACGACGAGCACCGCCGCGUCCACCGCUCCUCAGCAACCCGCGACCAAGCGCACCAAGCGCAUCCUCGCCGACGAUGACGAGCUGAUCGCCUGGCAGCUCGAGGCGCACACGUCGGGCAAGGGCAAAGGGCGCGCGGUCAAGGACGAGCCUGUCGGCCCGUCGAGUCGAAGUGCCGCCCGUUCAGCAGACGAGGUCAAGGCGCGACCAAUGCCUAGUGCGCCCACCUCGUUCCGCCCCGUUUCGGCCUUCGACUUCAGCCCCGCCGCCUCGUCCCGAGCGACCAGCACCACGCCCAAACCCUCGAUCGUCGCCGCCACCCGCACCCGAGCGCCGAGUCCGUCCAAGACGUCUUCCUCGAUGCACCGCCUCUCGUCCCUGUCCAAGCCGCCCGUCGCCGCUCGACCCUCGACCCCUCGUCGCGCCGCCGCCGCUCCCGCGUCCAGCUCGGCGCUCACGACGCCCUCGCAGCUCAUGCGCGGUCUGCCACAGCAGCUCUCGAUGCCCGCGAUCAAGCGCGAGGACGUCGGCGGUAGCGCAAAGGCGGCGCAGAUGGGCAUCCUCGCGCGCGCGCCGCCGCUCAGGGACGUGCCGCCGCUCGCGGGCGAGGACGGCGGCGUGGACGAGGGUGGAGAGAGUGAACUGUGGAGCCCGAGGAAGAAGAAGGGAGGGUACAUCGUGUCCGGCAUGGCCGCUCGCGCGUCGGCCAUCCUCGCCGCAACACGCACCAACUACACGCUGUGGCUGCACGACCUGUCGCGCCGCCUCGCCUCGGCGUCGUCCUCGAGCGCGACAUCGGCCGGCGGCGGCCUCGCGCUCGACGAGCUCGCGCAAGCGCUCAAGCCCGCCAUCCGCCUCGUCGUCGUCGACGUGCCCUCCUCAUCACCGGGCGACGAGCUUGGCGCGGGCGCGGGCUCGGGCUCGACGACGCCGGACCGCCGACGCGGCGCAGGGCAGAAGUCGGUCCUCGCGCGCUGCCGCAUCGUGCUGCCGCCGAGCGCGACGAGCUCGUCCUCGUCCGGGUCGGACGACCUCGUCGGGCUCGUCCUCUUCUCGCUGCACGAGCGGUCCGGCUCGUCUUCCUCUUCCGCCGCCGCCUCGUCCGUCCCUCCUCCUCCUCCUGCGCCACCGCCGCCCUCGUCACCGACCAAGCGCACCACCACGUCGAGCACCCGCCCGCGCUCCCUCGUCAUCCCGACCGUCCCGCCCGACCUGCGCUGGGUCCGCCCCGGCGCCCAAGCCUGGGUGUGGGACCCCUUCCGCGAGGUCGUCCUCCCGCCGCGCGAGGGCGCCGACGACUGGCGCGCGAGGGCAAGCGAGCGGGAGCGGCGCAGCGUGGGCGAACGCGAGGGACAGGGCGAGCGCGAGCGUCGCGACGUCAAGCGGGACGAGGAGGGGGACGAGCAGGAGCCGGAGGACGGGCCGCGCGUCGAGUGGGACGAGGCUGGCCUGAGCGGGCGGGCGCAGCGUGCGGGCGCGACGGCAACGCACGAGCAGGAGGGCACGACGCGCGCGCUCGUGUGCGGCAGGUUCGGGAUCGUCGUUUGAGGCGGGACGCGAGGGCGAGGGCGAGGGGGGAGGGAGGACGAGGGUCAGGGCGCAGGUCGCAGGCGCCCGUGGGCAGCGUCGUCGCGACGGACCGCACAUCCCCGAGCUCCGAGUUGGUGGGCUCGGGCGGCGGUGCUCUCGACGAUGACGCAGCGAGGUAGAAAUGUUGUUGUCCUUGUGCCUGCUCUCGCAACGCUCGGUCCUUGUCCUUGA